GUCGGUAGUCAUCAGUUGGCCAUUGUGAGUGGAACGUGACAAAGCAAAAGGACGAUGCGAUCGAUUCUGGCAGUGACCGUGGUUUGCCUGUUCGCCACGGCGAGCGGCAGCUACAUGACCAAGGAUGUAACGUACGCGGAUAAACCACUGCUCGUGAAGCAGAAAGCCAUCCUGGAGAUAUUCCAGCAUGUUCACCAGCCCGAGCUGCACACCACCCUGUGGGAGGACUCCAAGAAGUACGACGUAGAACAGAACAUUGACCACUAUACCAACCAGGAGGCGGUGAAGGAAUUCAUCCGCUACUACAAGCAUGGUUUGCUUCCGAUGGAGCAGAUCUUCUCCAUCAACAACGAGCACCAGCGCGAAGAAGUGAUUGCGCUGUUCCAUCUGUUCUACUACGCCAAGGAUUGGGAUACCUUCUACAAAACCAUGGUUUGGGCGCGUUUCCACGUGAAUGAGGGCAUGUUCGUAUACGCCUUGACCGUAGCUGUGCUUCAUCGUUCCGAUAUGCAGGGUAUCGUUCUACCGGCACCGUACGAAAUCUAUCCGUACUACUUCUUCAACGAUUUCGUCAUCAGCAAAGCUCAGCGCUACAAAAUGCAAGGCUUCUACAAGAUGAAGAAGUUGAACAACGUCUACACUGCCUACAUCCCAACCAACUACACCGGAUCGUACGUUCACACCGGACCUGAGCAACGUGUCGCGUAUUUCACGGAAGACAUUGGUCUAAACUCAUACUAUUACUACUUCCACGCCGAUUAUCCCUUCUGGAUGGGUGGUAAGGAAUUUGGCCUCUACAAGGAUCGACGAGGCGAGUUCUACCUGUAUCAGCACCAGCAACUGCUGGCCCGUUACUACCUGGAGCGCCUCGCCAACAACCUCGGAGUCAUUCCUUCCUUCUCCUGGCACAAAUCAAUCAACACCGGAUACAACCCGUUCCUCCGUUAUUACAACGGCAUUCCAUUCCCGGCACGCAAUUACUACUACAGUGCCUCCGUCGACAAGAGCUACAUGAUCGAGCAGAUCGAAGACUACGAGCAUCGUAUCAUGGAGACCAUUGACUACGGAUUUGUCGUUCUCCCUGAUGGAACCCAUCUGAACAUCUCUGAACCCGCAGGAAUCGAGUACCUAGGCAAUCUGAUCCAAGCCAAUGAAGACAGCCCCAACACUCGCUUCUACGGCAACCUUGUAACCCUCGCCAAACUCUUCUUGGGUGGCUCGUACAAACACCAGGACGAUUACCACUACGUCCCGUCCGUGCUGGAGAAAUACGAAACCGCUCUGCGUGAUCCCAUGUUCUACCAGUUCUAUAAGCGCAUAAUGCACUACUACUACCGCUACCUUGAUCAUCUCCCAUCGUACAAGAAGGAGCAGCUCAACUUCCCGGGUGUUAAGAUCGAAAACGUCGAAAUGGAUAAACUGGUGACGUACUUUGACAAAUUCGACGCCGACAUCACGAACGCCGUCGAUGUGGAGGUGUUCGACGAAACAACCAUGAAGUCGAGCGAUAUGAAGAAAUUCGGUAAGAUCGCCCACUACCAGGGAGAGGACUUUGUCAUUUAUGCGCGCCAGCCACGAUUGAACCAUUUGCCGUUCACCACCAACCUACACGUUACCUCUGACAAGGCCCAAAAGGCCCUCGUCGUAAUAUUCAUUGGACCCAAGUACAACGAGUACGGAAACGUGUACGGAGUGGACGAAAACCGGGAGAACUUCUUCGAACUUGAUCAUUUCCUGGUGGACUUGGUCGAGGGCAAGAACACGAUCACUCGCAAAUCGCAAGACUUCAGCUGGUUCGUGAAAGACCGCACGACAUACUUCGAACUGUACAAGCAGGUCAUGCAGGCGUACAGUGGUGAGGGUAAGUUCCCGCUGGACAUGUCCGAGGCACACUGCGGCUUCCCGGAGCGACUGAUGCUGCCGAAGGGCAAGAAGGGUGGCAUGCCGUACCAGUUCUUCUUCAUGGUCACACCGUACCACGCCCCGAAGGUGGAACGCUUCACCGGCUACGACCAGACCCUGUCCUGCGGGGUGGGAUCCGGUGCGCGCUACAUCGACGAGCUGCCGUUCGGAUAUCCGCUCGAGCGCCAGAUUGACGAGAGUGCCUGGUUCACACCGAACAUGAAGUACUACGAUACCAUGAUCUACCACAAGAGCGAGACGGAGGUUAACUCGGUCGUCGUUUAGAGUAUUAGACUGCCAUUCCGGGGGGAGAGAAAUGUUGAUUAUCGCUGUUAACGGUUUGUGGAUCUGACAAAUAAACGAAACGACACAA
Molecule: messenger RNA, 2275 nt
Organism: Toxorhynchites rutilus septentrionalis
Lineage: Eukaryota; Metazoa; Arthropoda; Insecta; Diptera; Culicidae
Product: hexamerin-1.1-like
Exons: 1
Coding region: 55-2187 (710 amino acids)
Source: RefSeq, a predicted model, not a curated record